AUGGCCGACCUCAAGGACGAAAAGCACACCGACCUCUCGGCACCAGUCGAUGUCAACCAGGGCGGCAUCAGCGACGAGCUACCAGCGGACAAUGCUGAUCACCUCCAGCGCCGCCUCGGUAAUCGCCAAAUCCAGCUCAUUGCCAUAGGUGGCAGUAUCGGCACAGCUGUCUUUGUCUCCAUUAAUUCUGGGCUUGCGAGGGGAGGGCCAGGAUCUCUUCUCCUGGCGUACGCCAUCUACUCUUGCUUCCUAGGUCUUAUCAACAACUGCAUGGCCGAAAUGACUGUCAUGCAUCCUGUUUCAGGCGGCUUCAUCCGUAUGGCAGGCCACUGGGUCGACGAUGCGUUCGGAUUCAUGGCUGGCUGGAAUUUCUACUUGUACGAAGGCCUCAUCAUUCCCUUUGAGAUCACGGCUCUGAAUCUGGUACUGUCAUUCUGGUCCGACAACAUACCGGUCGCCGCUAUCUGCGCAGCUUGUACCGUUCUGUAUGGCCUCAUCAAUGUUCUUGCUGUGCGUGCCUAUGGCGAGGCCGAGUUCUGGCUGUCUGGCGGCAAGGUCAUCUUAAUUUUCUUGGUCUUCUUCUUCACAUUCGUCACCAUGGUUGGAGGCAACCCUCAGCACGACGCCUACGGCUUCCGAUACUGGAACAAUCCCGGCGCCUUCGCCGAGUGGGAGGGUUUCCUUGCGUGUCUUUGGAGCGCUUCCUUCACCGUCGUUGGACCGGAGUACAUCUCCAUGGUUGCUGCUGAAGCCAAGAGACCUCGGAUCUACAUCAAAAACGCCUUCAAGACAGUAUACUGGCGUUUCGCUAUCUUCUUCAUCGGCAGCGCCCUCUGCAUCGGCAUCGUCAUCCCCUACAACGACCCGAAACUCGUGGCCAUUCUGUCUGGCGAAUCUAGCGGCGGCGGCACAGCAUCGGCCUCUCCGUAUGUCAUCGCCAUGUCCAACAUGGGCAUCAGCGUCUUGCCUCACAUCGUCAACGCCUUGUUGUGCACCAGCAUCUUCUCGGCUGGCAACACAUACACUUACUGUGCGUCACGGACCCUGUACGCAAUGGCACUGGAAGGGCGGGCUCCACGAUUCCUCCGCAAGUGUACCAGGAAGGGUGUACCCAUCUACUGCUUCGCUGUCACCUUACUCUUCCCUCUACUGUCUUUCCUUCAAGUUGGCAACGGCUCGUCAGUCGUGCUGGGCUGGCUCAUCAAUCUCGUCACCGCCGGAGGUGUCAUUGACUAUAUCGUCAUGGGAACCACAUACAUCUUCUUCUACAAGGCCUGCAAGGCGCAAGGCAUCGAUCGCCGCCUCUUCCCGUACUACGGCUACUUCCAGCCAUGGUCUGGCUAUUUGGGCACCGCAUGGAUGGUAAUCAUCGUCUUCACGUACGGCUAUUCUAGCUUGUCGCCAUUUGACGUUGGAUCAUUCUUCUCUUACUACACGAUGCUGAUCCUGGCGCCAAUCACGUUCACUGGAUGGAAGUUGAUUAAGAGGACGAAGAUCGUCAAGUCAACCGAAGCGGAUCUCACAUGGGAGGCACCAAUCGUGGAUGCCUACGAGGACUCGUUCCUGACUCCGCCAAUGGGGUUCUGGCGCGAGAUGCUGCAACUGGUGGGGAUUGGCCUCAAGAAGAAGGAUCGAAGGUCCAGCGUUGCACAAUACUAG
This is a messenger RNA of Cyphellophora attinorum, 1659 nucleotides long. Its product is annotated as General amino acid permease AGP2. Lineage: Eukaryota; Fungi; Ascomycota; Eurotiomycetes; Chaetothyriales; Cyphellophoraceae. The transcript has 3 exons. Gene Ontology annotation, cellular component: membrane. Gene Ontology annotation, biological process: amino acid transmembrane transport. The record is from RefSeq and is a predicted model, not a curated record. Gene Ontology annotation, molecular function: amino acid transmembrane transporter activity. Bases 1 to 1659 code for a protein of 552 amino acids.